Molecule: messenger RNA, 3757 nt
Organism: Geodia barretti
Lineage: Eukaryota; Metazoa; Porifera; Demospongiae; Tetractinellida; Geodiidae
Source: the annotation of a GenBank genome assembly
AUGUUCAAAACUCCACUUUUAAUCCUUUCCUUCCUGCUCUCACCAGCACUGCUUGUCACAAAAAACACAGAAACUCUGCUGAGGAUAGAUGCUAGCGCAGCACCAGACUCUAAUACCAGUCUUCAGCACCAUCUGUGUGGUCUGGGGACCAGGGAACUGGUCUCAGACACUGUCCUCCAGCUUUCAGGAGGUGUUCACCACCUCAAGGAAGAUUCCUUCUGUCUCCUCCAGAAUCUUGAGAAUAUCACGAUCCAAGGCCAGCAGACCCAGCCCAGGACUGUAAUCUACUGUCAGAGCGAAAGAAAGUUGAGACGAGGCAUUGCCUUCUUCAAUAUAUCCAGCCUUCGUCUCUCCCACCUCCAAAUUAUCAAUUGUGGUAGGGAGGUACCCAGUGGAUUACCUGGUCACGUUAACAGUACCUUUGCAUAUCUUGGUCCACUGCAGAAGGCAGUUGUGAUAAUUACUCACUCAACUAAAAUAGCAGUCGAGAAUGUUAGCAUUGACAGGUGCUUUGGAUUUGGUAUGCUGUUCAUUAACCCACUGUGGCACACUACGAUUCAAAACUUAUCAGUAUCUGGAACCAACAGCAAGAGUCUCAGUGGAUGUACACACCUUUUGAAGAGGAGUGACAUGUUGUGCUCAGGUAGCGGUGUUGUAUUCAUCUUCAGUGAUACAGACAUUACACAAAGGCUGGUUGAAUAUGAUAACUAUGCUGCUGCCUUUCUCUCAAUAGUUACGUGCUCGUUUUUCAACAACACCAACAUGCUACCCACCGACCCUCUCCUCGAUCUUCUCCACACAGUAACUGGUGGUUAUUUGACAAAACCCAUACUUUUGACAGGGGGUUUCUCUUUGGCUGUGUAUAUGGGACAGAGGAACUACUUUGUUAAUGCCACAAUCAUCAAUACCACGAUAGUUUCAAACACAGGAAACCUGGCCAAUUUCAUUGUGGUAAACUACAAUACAAUCCGUACGAGCAAAACUCAGCUGGAUGGAGUUGUUGUUAGUGACAAUAUUGUAGUAGGGAAUACAGGGAGAGGCGCAGGAAUACUCAUUGUAGGAGCACUUUUCUUGGACUUGCUUAGCUCCUUCUCACAAUACGAGGAAGACAUCUAUGAUCUCGUUGAGAUAAAUCACUCCCUCUUCAGUCGCAACAGGGCCUACAUUGGGGGAAGUAUUUUAUUGUUUAUGACACCUCAGAAUGUGUCUGAUGCUCGACUAGUUGUCAGAGACACAAUCUUUACAGACAAUGUUGCUGAAAUAGGACCAGCUCUGUACGUCUUUAAGUUUAAGUCUUUGAUCAAUAACAAAGAAAUCUACAUUUAUUUAGAGGAUGUAUUGGCUUCAGGCAAUACCUUCCCUGGAGCAGAAGUCUCAGAGAAUUCUCCAGAGAAUGCUGGAGUGUUUAUAAUCAGACAAGUCUCCAAUGUAACAAUUGUCGGAACAGUGGACGGAAGGGGCUGCCUCUUUCACAAUAACAGUGUGAGCGUGCUCUUUACAGUGGCAACAAAUGUAGUGCUCCGUGGCCGAAUCACCUUUGAGGAUAAUCACGGUUUCAGAGGUGGUGCUCUAAACUUGGUAGACAGCUCUAUCUUGUUUGUCCACAACAACUCCUAUAUCAGCUUCACCAGAAACACUGCGUUUCGAGAAGGUGGUGCCAUUUAUAUAAACACUCUAGGAUCAUCCGUCACCGAUGCCUGUGCUAUACAGUUCUUUGUUGAUAAGCAAAUCAACAUUCUAAAUGAGGAGCUAAACUCGCUAGACCUCUCAUUAGUCUUCUCUAACAAUAGCGCUGAAGUUGCUGGCAAUUCAGUCUACGGAAAUCCACUAUACUACUGUCAGUUCUUUCCCAUCACCUCCAUAGAAUAUAUCUCCCACAUACUGCGUGCUAUUAACCAGGCGAUUUUCUAUGAAGAAGUGUUUGAUUUCCAAAACAUUGUCGGGAACAAUCUCUCUGAGCUGAACUCCAUUGAAGAGUCUAUAUGUAUAUGUCUGAAUGGAACAUUCUCAAGUAGAUUCUGUGCCCUCUUUCAUGCACUGAAUCACUCUGUCAUCCCAGGAGAUACAUUUGUCGUGUUCCUCAAUCCUGUAGAUGUUGUAGGAGCCCCUGUGGCCUCUCUCCUCUACUCCUUCCCUCGAGUCACCAACUCCUCCAUUGGAGUAAGUCUUGAUUCCCACCAAGACAUACGACCACUCUCUGGACUAAUCAGCAAAUGCAGCCCUGUGCAGUUCACAAUUUUUGGCCCUGAGGAUGUUACAGUGUACAUCGAUCUGUUUGCUACUUUAGGUAAGGAAAAGGCAACUGUUGCACUAAACACCUCCUUUUGCCCCCCUGGUUAUGCACUGGGCUCCAAUGAUGGCAGUAGUAGACUAUUAUGCCAGUGCAGCGAGUUUAUCAUAACAAGACUUGGGUCAACGUGCAGCUUUACUAACUACACGGUAGCUAGACCUAUAAACUACUGGGUAGGAACCAAGAGGGAGGAUAGUGGCCGUCACAUCAUCCAGUUUGUAACAACCUGUCCCACGGACUACUGCAGGAGAGAGCUGACUCACGUUGACCUGAGAGUGGCUGACCACAUCUGUGCAGAGGGUCGGACAGGCACUCUCUGUGGUGCCUGCAAGGAAGGUCUCAGUUCUGUCUUUGGCACAGCUGAUUGCCGCAAAUGCUCAAAUGUAUGGCUUUCCCUCCUUCUCUUCUUUGCACUCAUUGGAGUUCUUAGUGUAGUCGUCGGUCUUCUCCUUGAUCUCACUAUCACACAUGGACUCAUCAAUGGUCUCUUCUUCUACUCCUACAUUGUGAUGCUGUUCCGUACUGUCAUAGACACUUUCACAUUUGUCAGCAUUGUCUCUGAAAAUGAAAAAGAGAAAAGUGUUAUCUGGUUCUUUGACGGAACUCUGGAGGCCAGCAACCCCACCUCAGUGUUCCUUAUUCUCCUUGGCUCUAUCACCAUGGCCGGCUUCAUUCUGCCCUAUGUGUUUUUCUUCACCUUCUCCACCUACAUCCAGCGGUGGGUGAGAUCCACUCGACUCAAUGCCUAUGUUGAUGCAAGUCUUGCACCAUACAAGGAAGAGCUGCGAUUCUGGUUUGGAGCGCGACUGAUUCUUACCUCUAUUGUCUACAUCAUCAUUGCCAACCGUGGCACGAACAACCCAAACUUGACCCUAACUCUCGAACUCAGUCUUCUUGUAGGAUUUGCCAUCAUCCAGACCUACAUUAGCCCAUUCAAAGACGCUGGAGUGGCACUUGUGGAUAUGUCCUUCUUUCUCAACCUCAUUGCUCUGACACUUGGAGCUUCAUACACCAUCCAAAAUGCUAAGAGGUUCUCUGAUCAGGAAAAUUUAGUCAAUGCAUCUGUGAGCAUCACCUUCAUCACUUUCAUUGGGAUCGUUCUCUGGCACUUGCUGAAGCGGCUGCGUAACAAUGAGAGGAUCAGGAACAAGACCGACCAGAUCUUUGUCAGUGUUUCUAGUAUCUUUCUGUAUCUGAAGCUGAGAAUCAAGAAAGAGACAGUGAUCAAGAGGAAAGAAGAGGAUAGUUGCGCUCGUGACAUUGGAGAUACUGAAGUGUUGCAGAGUGUUCGGUACGUUUCUGGGCCCUCGGAGCCCUUUACAGCAUCAACCGUGAUAUCUCUACAGGACAUGACGGCAGCUCCAGACAGUGGCCAGUCACGGCAGCCUUCACCCUCUCAACUGAGAGAGCCUGUUCUGGACUUCCUUGAGAAAUAACUAAUGCCCACUGCACAGCACAUUUUGGGAC